ACCUGGCUUGUAAUUUCACUAUGAAUUUAAUAGUGAACAUGUCACCCAACACCUAGUGACAUGGUUGCAAUUGAGUUAUCCAUCAUAAUGUCGUAUAAAUGCUACUAUCUUAAAUACGUCUGCCACAAAUGUUUUUUUUUUUCUUAAUAGAAUUAGCCAUACUCUGCCUGCUUAUAAUGGAUUAUUGGCAGAACAAUUUUGAUUGUCCGUGUAGUAUUGCCUAUAAGAGACAGAGGACAUGAGGAAGCUGCUGGUUUCAGGAAACAAGUUUUACAAAUGAAAUUGCACCGUGAGUUGAGAAUCACAAGAAACUAACAGCCAUGGAUGUGGACACGGCUUUUCUCAAAUCCACAAGGGGAGUCCUGAAAGUAGCAGAGACGGUGACUCUGUUAGUAGCACUUGUGUGUUUUGCUGCAGCUUCUACACCAACGUACAUUGCGGCUACAGUGAUGGAGUUUGUGAUCACUUUGCUUCUGCUGUUGCUGUACCUACUGAAACUCAACAAGAUGGUGACUUUCUUCUUUUGGCCUCUCAUUGAUGCUUUCAAUUCAGUCUUUGCAGCAUUCUACUUUGUUGUCUUGAGCCUGCUGGCUCUGACUACAUACACUGUCACAGGCACAUUGGUUGGAGGGUUGGUCUCCUCACUGCUGGCCUGCUGUGUAUGGACAGCUGCACACUCUUCAAGACCAUCACAUUCAACAAUCACAGAAGUGAACUCCCAAAUGAAGCAGCACAUGAAACCAAAUAAGAGUAUGCUAUGUAAACAUUACCAAGUUGACCCCCCCCCCCCCCCCUCCCCCUCAGCCGUGAAAUCUGAAUAACUGAAGGUAAUGCAGGCUGGAAUCAAUA
Molecule: messenger RNA, 849 nt
Organism: Monopterus albus (swamp eel)
Lineage: Eukaryota; Metazoa; Chordata; Actinopteri; Synbranchiformes; Synbranchidae
Gene: cklf
Product: chemokine like factor
Exons: 5
Coding region: 321-821 (166 amino acids)
Cellular component (GO): membrane
Source: RefSeq, a predicted model, not a curated record